AGAUAUUGUAAGAAAACAAACAAGUUACACUCUAACAAUGGCAGAGAUGAUGAUGAAGGUUUUAUGUGUUGUGGUGGCUUUCAUGGUGGUGUCAACGCCUUAUACAAUGGCUAUUACUUGUGAUGAUGUUGUUAACAAGUUGACCCCAUGCGCAAACUACCUGAAGAAGGGUGGUGCAGUGUCAGCGGCAUGUUGUAAGGGUGUUAAGGGACUGCAUGCGGCGGCUAAAUCAACCCCUGACCGGAAGACCGCCUGCGUUUGUAUGAAGGAAGCAUAUAAAUCAAAUCCCGGCAUCAAACCAGAGAACGCUCUUGUUCUUCCAAAAAAGUGUGCUGUUAAUAUUCCUUACAAGAUCAGCCUUAAAACCGACUGCUCCAAGGUGAAGUGAUUCAUUAUGCAGGGUGAAGUGAUCAGCCUUAUAUUGAAUGUAUGGACAUGGAGACAUGCGUUUGGGUUCCGAAUAUGCAAAAACAUGUAAUAACAACUAUCGGUAAAAUAAAAACUAUAGAUCUGGUUCUCCAUUA
This is a messenger RNA of Lactuca sativa (garden lettuce), 524 nucleotides long. Its product is annotated as non-specific lipid-transfer protein Lac s 1-like. Lineage: Eukaryota; Viridiplantae; Streptophyta; Magnoliopsida; Asterales; Asteraceae. The record is from RefSeq and is a predicted model, not a curated record. Gene Ontology annotation, molecular function: lipid binding. Gene Ontology annotation, biological process: lipid transport.